UUCUGUAGUUCUAAAAUUGUUUUACUCCUCCUUGUCCCCAAUCCUUCGUCACCGCAGCAGUUCCGUCAAUCGCGGAACGGACGUGACACGGGCCACUAUGCGAAACGUCCACGGGUCGCUUCCGGUGCCAGCCGUGGUCUUGCUCGUGUGCUGGCUGCUCGUGGCGGGCGCUGCCUCGGCGUCCUCAACGAAGCGCCGUGACGACGCAGACGAGCUGUUGUCCUCGGCGGUCCGCGCUGCUGGCGGAGACGCUGUGGACACGCUGACCACGCUCGAUUGCCACCGGCGCGAGUACUCGUUCCGGGCAGUACGUACCGACGCCAACGGGAACCGCUGUUGGGACGACGUCACCGCCAUGUCCUGCUGGGGACGAUGCGACUCCGGAGAGAUUGCCGACUGGCGGUUCCCGUACAAGAAGUCCUUCCACCCGGUCUGCACGUACGGCUCGCGGAAGCUGGUGCGCGCGCAGCUGCGCUUCUGCGACCCCGAGGACCUCGACGAAAGGGACGAGCUGCGCUCGUACGAGUACUACGAGGCGCUCAGCUGCUCGUGCCAGGUUUGCGACUCCACCUGGACCAGCUGCGAGGGCUUCAGGCAUCCCUAGACUCUGCCGGCGGUGGACAACCGACAGCAGCCUCCUCCCACGGGCCCUAAAGAAGAGGCGCGCUGGGGCCUGGGACUGCACCGGACGCUCGGCAAGACGCUGCUAUCCUUCUGAGAGAGGAGGUCGUCACCCUCACCACGCCCGGACAGAGAAAGACGGACUGAUCUAGCUCACUUUCUGCGGUGAAAAACGCUUUGAGUGGCGAGGAAUCCGAGGCUGCAUUCUCGAAGCGAUCA
Molecule: messenger RNA, 840 nt
Organism: Dermacentor albipictus
Lineage: Eukaryota; Metazoa; Arthropoda; Arachnida; Ixodida; Ixodidae
Product: thyrostimulin beta-5 subunit-like
Biological process (GO): G protein-coupled receptor signaling pathway
Cellular component (GO): cytoplasm; extracellular region
Molecular function (GO): hormone activity
Source: RefSeq, a predicted model, not a curated record